AUUAAGAGUUUGAGUCAAAAGCCCUUCACUGAAAUGGCAGGGUAUGGUGGGAUUGAUGAUGGAUUCAGCUGAAACAUUAACUAGCAAAUGGGACGCCCGCAUAGAAUCACAAGGUGGCAUUAUGGCAGAGAUCAAAGCUGAAGAGGAUUUGAGGAGUCUUUCAGCUGAUGUAAUUUCAAAAGCUUGUUUUGGGAGCUCUUAUUUGAAAGGAAAACAGAUUUUCUCGAAACUUAGAGCACUUCAGAAAGUCAUUACUAACCAGUGCUUUCUUUUCGGUUUCCAUACAUUUGGGUUUCUUCCAAGUGUGCAACAAAAGGAAGUCAAUAAUUUGGAGAAAGAGAUAGAGACAUUGAUCUGGGAAGCAGUGAAUGCGAGAGAAAGGGAAUGCCUAGUAGAAAUAUCAUCUGAGAAGGAUCUACUGCAGUUAAUCUUAGAGGGAGCCAUAAAUGAUGUGGGCAAGGAUUCAUCGAAGAAAUUCAUAGUCGAUAAUUGCAAGAACAUCUAUUUCGCUGGACAUGAAUCCACCGCCGUUGCUGCAUCGUGGUGCUUAAUUCUUCUAGCUUUGUAUCCUGAAUGGCAAGCUCGUAUACGAGAAGAGAUUACUCAAGUCUGUGCUGAUGGCACGCAUAUGGAAGUGGAUUCACUACCAAAGCUGAAAGCGGUUACAAUGGUGAUUCAAGAAGUGCUGAGAUUGUAUCCACCAGCAGCAUUCGUGUCGAGGGAGGCACUACAAGAAACUCAAAUAGGCCACAUUGUUGUACCAAAAGGUGUAUGCCUAUGGACUUUGAUCCCAACACUGCAUAGGGAUCCCGAAAUUUGGGGGACAGAUGCAAAUGAGUUCAAUCCUCAAAGGUUCGCAAAUGGGAUUUUAAAAGCAUGCAAACUUCCACAAGUUUACAUUCCAUUUGGCAUAGGGCCUAGGCUUUGUUUGGGCAGAAAUUUUGCAAUGGUUCAGUUGAAGAUUGUCAUUUCACAGAUCAUUUCCAACUUCACCAUUUCUUUGUCUCCAAAAUAUAUGCAUUCUCCUGCCUAUAGAAUGAUUGUAGAGCCUGGUCAAGGUGUGAAUUUACUCAUUCAAAGAUGUACUGAUUAGAAUAAUCACAUUUCAUCAUUGGUAGAUGUAAAAUUGGACGAGAAAUGCUAUUCAUAUAUAUA
This is a messenger RNA of Olea europaea var. sylvestris, 1155 nucleotides long. Its product is annotated as cytochrome P450 714A1-like. The transcript has 3 exons. Bases 44 to 1093 code for a protein of 349 amino acids. Lineage: Eukaryota; Viridiplantae; Streptophyta; Magnoliopsida; Lamiales; Oleaceae. The record is from RefSeq and is a predicted model, not a curated record. Gene Ontology annotation, molecular function: oxidoreductase activity, acting on paired donors, with incorporation or reduction of molecular oxygen; iron ion binding; monooxygenase activity.